AUGUCCCGGCAUUGGGCGGGGGGCGUGGCGCUUCCCGAGGACGAUGGGCAGACGGAGGCGAAGGAGGGCGGCGAGACUCUGGCAAGUGGCGCUCGCGCCGGGGAGCUUAUGCCGGCUGUGGCGGGCCCGGUCGGUCCAGACACCGACCUGGAGCUGCCGCCGACACGAGCAGGGCAGGGCUGGCGAGAGGUUCGCCGUGAGGAGCGCACCGUCCUUCGCGGCGCCCGGGGGCUUCGGGAACGCGCUCCGGGCUCCAGCCCAGGCGAGGACCGGGUGGCCUCGGCCCGCCCCGCGCCCACCCGCCGUGCCGGGGCCAGGGGAGCGCGCAAGCCCCGGGCGUGGAGGGGAGGCGUGAGGCCGCUUGCUCCGCCUUGCGGGGCCCGGUGCGAGGGACUCGCGGGAGAGGGAGCUCCGGCGCCGGGCCGGGCGCCGGGCCGGGGCCGCCCUCGCUGCGGAAGAGUCGCCCGGCCGCGGCAGGAGACGCCGGGGCCGCGCCGACGCGAGGCAGCCUGGCCCGGGGACGACUCGGGCCGCAAGCAGCUCGUCCGAGGGCCUGCCGGCGGCCGGCGCCCGUGCACCACGGUGCCUUCCAGCAACGACUCCGCCAGCGCCAGCGCCACCCCCGAGCAGGCGCCAGGAGAGCUCCACUCGUCCCCAAUGAACGUCUCCGCCGUGUCUGCCUCCUGCCCCAUCGUCUUCUCCAGUUUCCAGUUUGUCCUCAUCCCAGUCCUGUUCUGUGCCAUUUUCAUCCUCGGACUGGUGGGCAACAGUGUGGCGAUCAUGGUGCUGUGUGGGCACAAGAGCCCCAGGACGGUGGCCAACGUCUGCAUCGUCAACCUGGCCGUGGCGGACCUGCUGGCCCUGGCCACGGUGCCGUUCUGGGCCGCUUACUAUGCCUACGGGUACAACUGGCUCUUCGGCCCCGUGAUCUGCAAACUCGCCAGCUCGAUCCUGUGCCUGUCCAUGUUUGCCAGCAUCUUCUUCAUCAUGCGCAUGAGCGUCAGCCGCUGCCAGGCCAUCGUCCACCCGUUCCGGGCGCAGCGGGGCACGCUGCGGCAGGCGCUCUCCAGUGCCUUGCUCGUGUGGGGCCUGGCAGCCCUCCCCUCGCUGCCCACCUUCUACUUCCGUGAUACCCUGUACAUCGAGGAGCUGUCCGUGACGGCCUGCGUCAUGGCCUUCCCGUUGGAGAGGUACUCCAGCUGGUCCGCGGGGAUGGCCCUGAUGAAGAACCUGCUCGGCUUCCUGGUCCCCCUGGUCGUCAUCACGGUGUGCUACGGGUGGAUCUGGGUGCACCUGAGGAGGGCGCGCCGUUUCCAGAGGGGCAAGCGGACGAGGGACCGGGUGCCGAAGCUCGUGGCUGCCGUGGUCGUGGCCUUCGUGAUCUGCUGGCUGCCCUUCCACAUCCUGACCUUCAUGGAUGCUCUGUCCUGGGUGGGCGUGAUCCGCAGCUGCCCCGUCACCUCCGCGAUCGACGUCGCCCUGCCCUUUGGGCUGUCCAUGGGCUUCGUGAGCAGCUGCAUCAACCCUUUCUUGUACUAUUUCAUCGGCAGACAAUUCCGAGACAGGCUGCAGCAUUUGCUGAAGCUGAGGCUGUACCAGUUCAGCAGCAGCCGGGAAGUGUUUUGCCCCAGCAAAAGCGGCUCUGUCAAAACCGUCGAAUCCGUGGCUGGAGCGAGAGCUGGGGGAGGCGGCCCCCAAAGGCCCCAGAGCAAGAGAAGGCCUGCCGGUCCCGUCCUGCGGCCACCAGUGCGGCCUUGCCUGGCCCACAGCGGCCCCCCCGAGGUGCACAGGGAGUCGCAAGUGGGAGAGGAGCACAAGGACCUUCUCCGGCUCACGAUCCCCAGCAACUGGGCACAUGAAGCGCUGCGGCAGGUCCUGGCCGCAGGGGCAGUUCCAGGUUUCCGAGGCCCUCGAGCAGGGAGGGCGUCCUGGGCCCCCUCCCUCAAUGAGUCUGCCCUCUCGCCACCACGGCCCCCAGCUGCCCUCGCCCCUCGCCCCACCCCUCCUGCCCCUCGCAGGCAGCAGGGUGCCCUCCUGCCCCUCCUCCUCAUCACGCUGUGGCCUGGGGCGCCGAAGAGGCAGCUGGCGCAGCAGUGA
Molecule: messenger RNA, 2097 nt
Organism: Varanus komodoensis (Komodo dragon)
Lineage: Eukaryota; Metazoa; Chordata; Lepidosauria; Squamata; Varanidae
Gene: AGTR2
Product: angiotensin II receptor type 2
Exons: 4
Coding region: 1-2097 (698 amino acids)
Biological process (GO): blood vessel diameter maintenance; G protein-coupled receptor signaling pathway; inflammatory response
Cellular component (GO): membrane
Molecular function (GO): angiotensin type II receptor activity
Source: RefSeq, a predicted model, not a curated record